Stegostoma tigrinum is the source of this 2107-nucleotide messenger RNA. RefSeq names its product hydroxysteroid dehydrogenase like 2 (gene hsdl2). Gene Ontology annotation, cellular component: mitochondrion. NCBI's taxonomy places the organism in Eukaryota, Metazoa, Chordata, Chondrichthyes, Orectolobiformes, Stegostomatidae. The transcript is spliced from 11 exons. The record is from RefSeq and is a predicted model, not a curated record. Bases 338 to 1591 code for a protein of 417 amino acids.
GAACGUUAGUUUGGAAUUUCUGCGAAUAAGUGACAGUGGGGUGUAAGCGGAAGUAAAAUAAUCUUUGAUUUCAUGCUAUAAAUUAUUAGAUUUAUCAGUAACAUUUAUGAAACACUUCAGAUAGUUGCUAUGCCCUAAUCUAACGCGUUUUGACGUUGAGGUGGAGUUAUGUUGAACGAUACAUUUACCGAAAAAAGUGGAGCAAAGAGCGUAAUGAAAGUGGGAUUUUCACUGAGUUUCAUUGAUUAGUCCUUAUGACUCCCACCCCCUUGUUCAAAUCGACAGUCAGUUUCUGACUAAGGCCGUUUCUGUACCCUUCAGCACUAUUGUUCUGAAGAUGUUGCAAAACACGGGGAAACUAGCAGGGCGUACUCUCUUCAUCACAGGUGCCAGUCGCGGCAUUGGCAAAGCGAUUGCCUUGAAGGCAGCCAAGGAUGGCGCGAAUGUUGUGAUUGCUGCAAAAACCGCACAAGCCCACCCCAAAUUGCCUGGCACAAUAUACACUGCGGCAGAGGAGAUUGAAGCUGCUGGAGGCAAUGCUUUACCCUGUGUUGUCGACGUGCGAAAUGAGGAGCAAAUCAGCGAGGCAGUGGAGAAUGCAGUAAAGACCUUUGGAGGUAUAGAUAUACUGAUAAAUAAUGCAAGUGCCAUUAAUCUAACUGGGACCCUGGAAACGCCAAUGAAGAAAGUGGACCUCAUGAUGAGUAUCAACUCCAGAGGAACUUACCUAACGUCAAAAUUGUGUAUUCCUUAUUUGAAAAAGAGUCAGAAUGGCCACAUUCUGAACCUGAGUCCUCCUCUCAACAUGAAUCCAGUCUGGUUCAAGAACCACUGUGCCUAUACCAUGGCUAAAUAUGGGAUGUCAAUGUGUGUCCUGGGAAUGGCUGAGGAAUUCAAAGGUGAAAUUGCAGUUAAUGCUUUAUGGCCAAAAACUGCAAUACAUACAGCUGCCAUGGAUAUGCUUGGAGGAUCGGGUGUGAGCAGUCAGUGCAGGAAGCCUGAAAUCAUGGCUGAUGCUGCCUAUGCCAUUUUCUUGAAGCCAAAGACAUUUACUGGCAACUUUGUCAUCGAUGAAGAGCUCCUUAAAGAGGAAGGAAUCAGGGACUUUGAUAUCUAUGCAGUUGAUCCAGGGCACCCUCUACUUCCAGAUUUCUUUUUAGAUGAGGAACCAGAGGCACUUGCCAAAAAGAUGCAGGAUCACGGAGCUAGUCUCAAGUUUCAAGUGGAAAAGGAACAGGUUUCUUUGGCAACGAAAGGGCCUGUUGCUGAGAUGUUCAAGGCUAUUGAGGGAACCAUCACUGCUGACAUGGUGAAAUCAACGGGAGGCAUCUAUCAGUUUGAAUUGACUGGUGAGCACCCAGGAACCUGGUACAUUGAUCUGAAGAAUGGAAGUGGCAGCAUUGGACAUGGAAGUUUCCCAGGGAAGGCCGAUGUGCUGAUGAGCAUGAGUAGUGAGGACUUUGUGAAAAUGUUUGCAGGUAAGAUGAAACCUACCAUGGCGUUCAUGUCUGGCAAGUUGAAGGUUAAAGGAGACAUGUCACUUGCCAUCAAACUGGAGAGCCUGAUGACCCAUCUCAAAGCCAAACUCUAACCAGCAGGGCAAUCAGUUUGUUGCAUUCACAAUGCUGAAUGAUUGAUUUUUAUAUUUUCCUGCAUAAACAUCAUAAUUUACAAUUUGAUUCCUGCGUAUUUCAUUUAGUUUUGCCAAAUAAUGGGCACCAAGAUUUCUGCCCAAAGCAUGUAACUUUACAGUAAUGUGGGUAGAAUUUGGAAAUUUGAAAUAAAUUGUUUAGCAUUACUCGCAAAACAAUCCUGAUUGAGAGUUCUCCUUAGCUGUGCAUCAUUCACAGUCAUGUCCGAUUUAAUGCAGAAUGCUGAAGGACUGUUGGGAGAUUAUAAUGGGUGAUUAUGGUUGUAUGUGGUGGGUGCCUGUUUUUGUUAAAAUUGUGUUUGUUAGAUCAGCCAACACGUCCGCGUUUAUUGCUAUUUUGGGGCCUACAACAUAACAGUAUUUUAACAAACACAAUUUCAUUUUAUGAAUUGUCACAAGUUGUCAUGAAGUUAACAUACAUAUUGAUAAAACAUUAAAUUUAAUAUCACACAAGAA